GAGAUCUUGUGCAUCCAUGGCUUGCCUUCCACAGCAGCCGUUGUUAUCGUCGCUAUCGGUUGGCUAUCGAUUAGGAACUCGCGACCCACUUGUUCACGUGCGCCACCUGCUGGAUCACCGGGACCAACUUCUGGAAGGCGCCAGUCAAGCGACCAUCUCUGCGUCAAACAACUGUCGCGUGAGGCGAUAACAGCCGCUCAGACUACAAGGGUUUCACAGCAAUGCUCUACUUCUGUAGCAUCCAAAGCGCUGAAGUCUUCGAGACUGCAGGAUGAACUCUCGGUCGGUUCUCCUCCUUCGCGGCUCGCGAUGCCGCCAUAUGCAGGGCAAACACGUACUAGUCGUAUUCGUACACAAUCCCACCAAUCUGGACCAUGGUCAGUCCCGAGUCUUUGAACCGCUGGACACGGCGCCCGGUGCAGGACCCUUGCAGUCUGCCGACUGUGGUGUUGCUGAUCUCUUGUACCUUUCACGAAGAUCUGCUUGAGAG
Macroventuria anomochaeta is the source of this 490-nucleotide messenger RNA. RefSeq lists its product as uncharacterized. NCBI's taxonomy places the organism in Eukaryota, Fungi, Ascomycota, Dothideomycetes, Pleosporales, Didymellaceae. The transcript has a single exon. The record is from RefSeq and is a predicted model, not a curated record. The coding region runs from base 272 to 487 and encodes 71 amino acids.